Zygotorulaspora mrakii is the source of this 537-nucleotide messenger RNA. It is a transcript of the gene WWM1, whose product is annotated as Wwm1p. The transcript has a single exon. Gene Ontology annotation, molecular function: protein binding. The record is from RefSeq and is a predicted model, not a curated record. NCBI's taxonomy places the organism in Eukaryota, Fungi, Ascomycota, Saccharomycetes, Saccharomycetales, Saccharomycetaceae. The coding region runs from base 1 to 537 and encodes 178 amino acids.
AUGGCACAAAGUAAGGACGUCGUUCCAGAGGUACCAAAGGGUUGGAAGGCAAUAUUUGACGAUGACUAUAAAACAUGGUUUUUUGUUGACCUAAGUACACGCAAAUCGCAAUGGGAAGCUCCCAGGGGGACUAAAUGGCCCUCGCAGGCGUCCGAAAAGGCGUCGCCUCCCCCAUAUACUCCAGAUUCCAGAUCGGGAUCCGCACAACCAGCACAACCAGCACAACGGGCGUCGUCUCGACAACAACCGUAUUAUCCUCAGCAACAGCAGUACCCUCAACAGCCCAUGUAUCAGCAGCCCAUGUAUCAGCAGCCCAUGUAUCAGCAACCAAUGUAUCAGCAGCCCAUGCAGCAACGUCAAAAUCACGGCAUGAGAAAUGGUUUGUUGGGUGCUGGAGCCGGUAUGCUAGGUGGUUUCCUAUUAGCAGAUGCCCUCACACCAGACGUUGUGGUGAACGAUUACGGUGGUGAUUACGGUGGGGGCGAUUACGGUGGAGGAGACUUCGGUGGUGGAGACUUUGGCGGCGGUGAUUUCUGA